GCCGCGUGGCCCGAGGGAGCCGGGACCUGGGGACUGCGGAGGGCGUGGCCAGGCCGGAGGGGAAGGCGUGGGACCCCGAGACCCCCGCCUGUCCAGCCGUCGUCCGUGGGCCCCAGCUCCCGGACGGACUUGUGUUGCCCUUCCCCAUGGACGCCUCCUCGGGCCCAUGGAAUCCAGCCUCAGCUUCUUCCAUCAGCAGCCCUUCCCUACUGCUCCCCAUCCCGGCCAUCGUCUUCAUCGCGGUGGGCGUGUAUUUGUUGCUGCUGGGCCUAGUGCUGCUGGCGAGGCACUGCCUGCUGGCUCAGGGCUGCUGCACAGACUGCAGCUUCCCGUGCAGAAAACAGACUGCCUCCGAGACCCAAGACUGUUGCUGGAGCUGCGCAGAAGCCUGUGACUUCCCUCUGCCCAGUCCAGCCCACUACCUGGAUGCCUGCUGCCCUCAUCCCAGCGAAGGCUGGGCCCCUCGCUGCCCCCGCUGUUGCCCACUGUGUGACUGUGCCUGUGCCUGCCAGCUUCCGGACUGCCAGAGCCUCAACUGCCUCUGUUUCGAGAUCAAGCUCAGAUGAAGGAUGGGGGUGGGGGGCUUGUUCUUUGGGGAGUGGCCCGCCCCCAGAGCCCCCUCUGUAAUGGCCCUCAGGACGCCGCCACUACGAGGCCAUUGGAACUACAGCUGGCGGGCCCAGCCUAGCUACCUGGGAGCCUUGAGUGGAGGGCCUGGUUCCCUGCGGGACAGGAUUCCCACGGCCCUUGGACAGAUGAACUGCGACCCCUUUGGAGGGCUGGAAAGAAAAGGGGCUGGUGUUCUGGCAGUGCCCUGGCCAUCAACCCCUCCCUCCCCUG
Messenger RNA from Peromyscus maniculatus bairdii (prairie deer mouse), 840 nucleotides. RefSeq lists its product as uncharacterized. The record is from RefSeq and is a predicted model, not a curated record. NCBI's taxonomy places the organism in Eukaryota, Metazoa, Chordata, Mammalia, Rodentia, Cricetidae.